AUGACCGAUUCGACCUCAAGCCUCGGCGGCGCGACCAUGAUGGCGUCCAACGCUCAAAUGAGCCCCUCGUUCCCGCACCCUCCCGCCGCCGACGCCCCCGCCCGCAGCGACAGCCUCAGAACGGUCGGCGCACACGGCGCGGCGGCGGCGAGGACGACGACCCCGGCCGGCGCGACGGUGUACGGACCCGACGUCCUGCCGGACGGAUCCCUGAACCCGCGGAGCUGCAUCAUCUGCCGCAAGCGCAAGGUCAAGUGCGACCACCUGCAGCCCUGCACAAACUGCCGCCGCGCGCGCGUGAGCUGCGUCUUCCCCGCUCCCGGACGGGCCCCUCGUAGACCGAGGCCCAAGGACCCAAACGGCCCGACCGCGAGCGGCGAACCCGGCAGGCACGGCGCCGCGAGCGAGCGCGAGGCCGAGCUGAUGAAGAGGUUGCGCAAGCUGGAGGGCAUCGUCGAGGACCUGAGCGGCCAGAUCGAGCUCGAGACGGCGAGACAUGGAAGCACCGGGGGGCCGUCGCCAGACGCCAUGCAGGAAUCGCCCGGCAGCGUCGAGCCUAGGAGCACGGGGCGUGGGAGCUCGUCGUCGACCACGGGCGUGAGGGCGGCGAGCACGGCGAGCAACGCUAGCCACAGCAACUUGAACUCUAGUCAUGCAAACGGAAGCCCCCACAAAUCUUCACAAACCGUCGACUCGAUCCAAGACAGCCCGCCGUCGACGACGGAUGUUGCCAAGAAAUUUGGCAGGCUUGUGUUACACGACAAGGGCAAGUCUCGCUACGUGAGCAGCGGCUUCUGGUCCAGGAUAAACGACGAGAUUAAUGAACUACGGGCCGAAACCGAGGAAAUGCUAGAUUCAGAGACUGACGUCUCGGACAACGAUGACAGCCCUCCGGCUGUUCCACUGCCAGACACGUAUUCCAACGGGUCAUUUCUGUUUGGCUACCGCUGCUCAGAUCUUGACCUCCGAAAGUUUCAUCUACCACCUUCUCAAAUCAUGUUCAUCUGGGACGUCUACUGCGACAAUGUUAACCCCGUUACCAAAAUCCUUCAUGUGCCUUCUACCAAGGCCAUGUUGCUCAAGGCCAAGGAUGAUCUGGGAAACAUCGAUCCCUCCUUCGAAGCUUUGAUGUUUGGCAUUUACUUUGGAGCACUGACGUCCAUGGACGAGACCGAUGUCGAGAUGCACUUUGGAGCCACCCAGGCGCACAUGCUACAAAAGUAUCGCUACGCUCUCGAGAUGGCUCUGGCAAAGGCCGACUUUCUCACCUCGACCGACCUCAUGACACUGCAGGCUCUUGUGCUGUUCGUCAUGCUCGUCAGGCGACGGCAGGAUACUCGUCUGGCCUGGACCAUGACGGGAGUGGCUGUACGCAUCAGCCAGUCGAUUGGGCUGCACCGCGAUCCGAGCAACUUUCCAAACCUGACGCCGUUCGAAGGCGAGAUGAGGAGGAGGCUCUUCUGGUACCUCGCCCUCCUCGACCUCCGCGCGGCCGAGGACCAGGGCACAGACGUCGCCAUCCACGACCUGGGUUACGACACGCGGAGGCCUCUGAACAUCAACGACGACGACUUCGGCCCGGACAGCAAAGAGCUACCCCCGCCACGCGAGGGCGAAACCGAGAUGGCGUUCGUGCUCAUGUCAUACGAGGUGCAGCCCUAUGCGCGGAGGAUCCUGCUUUUGUCGUCGGCGGCCGCCUCCAUGUGCCCGCGAGCCGUGAACACGCUGGAGGAGCGAGAGAAGCUGCUGAUGGAGAUCAGCGGCAUUGCUGAGCGCAUACUGCCAAGGAACGGGCCGGCUCCCAAGAUGGACAUUAGCAUCCUCGCCGCCAUGAUCGUCCGGGUCAUCCUCAGCAAGAUGACAAUCCUGGUGUACCAGACUUCGCUGAUCGGGCCGCACGACGCCUCUGAAGACCUGAGCCAGGAGCGAAAGGAUCGCCUGGUGUUGUCUGCGAUCGAGGUCUUUGAGUACAGCCACCUUGUUCUGCACGACCCGCGGGUCCGGCGGUGGCGGUGGGUUGCGCACGUCUUUAUGCAGUGGCAGGCAGUCACCUUUCUGCUCCUCGCCAUCUCCACGGGGCCGUGGAGUCCCAUAUCCGAGAGGGGCUGGUCGGCGCUCGGGACCAUGUUCAGCGGCGCCACGGCCGCCGCGGAGAUCGACCGCAUAUCGGACAACGCCGCCGUCUGGCUGCCGUUCAAACGGCUCUACAACAGGGCCAAGAGACACCGCGUGGCGGAAAUCGCCCGGCUCAGGGCCGAUCCUGCCGCCGCGGGCGAGCUGGAUCGCGAGUGGUAUCCCAAGACCCUCCCCACGUCCAACUUUGGCACCCUGUCAGGCAGGAUCAAGAUCAAGGUGGCUCUGGACAGGUGGCGGGAGCUCGUGCAGGCGCCGGCUCUGGAGCCUGAAGUGCAAGCCUCGUUCAGGCGUGACCAGGAGCGGCAAAACCCGCACUUGCAUAACUCUUCCUGCAGCAUGGGUGCAUCAUCCACUUCACUGAAGAAUGCUGCGGUCAACGACUUGGCCGUGCAGCCUGUAGCUGUUGGACAGCAGCAGCAGCAGCAGCAGCAGCGGCAGCAGGAUGGCGCCAGGGCAACGGCACCAGCAGCGCAGCAGAUGGACCCCGACUUCCUGCAGCUCAUGAACCAAGUCAUGUCCCAAGACACGUUUGCGUCUCAGGACAUCUGGCCGCUCGCUUUCCCCGUCGAAAGCGUGCAGGCGCAGAACGCCGGACUCGCAUUCGGGUACGCCAACAACAGGGCAGGAGGGCCGGGCUUCAGCCAGCCGCCGCAGCCGCAGCCGCAGCCGACGGCGUCCGAGACGCCACUGCUCGACGCGGCCAUGCGCAAGGGCGACGCGCCCCCGUGGAUGUGGACGGAGACGGGGGCUGCGGCGGCGGCGGCGGUGCCCGGUGGCGAUUUUAACAAUCUGGCAAGCGUCAUCAACCUGGGCACCGCGGGCGGCGAUCAGUUUGGCGGCCUCUCGUCUCUCGAAGACUUUGACAUGAACAUGGACGACGAAGACUUUAACUGGCAGACUUUUAACGACAGCAUACGUGGCUUUUCGACGACUGGUUGGGGACAGCUGCACCGCACAGUCUUCACCUGCGCCGUGUGCGGCGAGGCAGUCACAUACCAGACGACGAUGCGCGUGCCCUGCGCCCGCGUCGUCGCCGGGCACGUCUCGAGCUGCGACGUCCAGACCAUCGUCAGCAACCGCACCGUCCAGCGCGGACGGUGCAGCAAGCACUGA
Molecule: messenger RNA, 3249 nt
Organism: Pyricularia pennisetigena
Lineage: Eukaryota; Fungi; Ascomycota; Sordariomycetes; Magnaporthales; Pyriculariaceae
Exons: 3
Coding region: 1-3249 (1082 amino acids)
Biological process (GO): DNA-templated transcription; regulation of DNA-templated transcription
Molecular function (GO): DNA binding; zinc ion binding; DNA-binding transcription factor activity, RNA polymerase II-specific
Source: RefSeq, a predicted model, not a curated record